Molecule: messenger RNA, 2410 nt
Organism: Trifolium pratense (red clover)
Lineage: Eukaryota; Viridiplantae; Streptophyta; Magnoliopsida; Fabales; Fabaceae
Product: dynamin-related protein 4C-like
Exons: 1
Coding region: 47-2179 (710 amino acids)
Cellular component (GO): cytoplasm; membrane; microtubule
Molecular function (GO): microtubule binding; GTP binding; GTPase activity
Source: RefSeq, a predicted model, not a curated record
CAACCCUCUCUAUCCUUUCAUUUGCAGUAUUUUCCUCUUUAAAUAUAUGCAUUUAACCUCCAUCCAUCCAUUCAUCACAAACUCAUCAAAAGCUCUUGUAUUUUCUCUUUACAUUACAACAUUACAAUCUCACUUCACUAGCUCACUUGUACUCAAAAUGACUACUACUGUUAACAAACAUGAAUCAUCAUCAUCAUCACUUGCAUUGGUCCAUGUUGAUGUUGAUCAACCUCAACCUCUUUCUGUUGCACCCAUUGUAUCUUCUUAUAAUGAGAAGAUACGUCCUGUUCUAGAUGCUCUUGAAAAUCUAAGGCGCCUUAACAUUGCUAAAGAGGGUAUUCAACUUCCAACCAUUGUUGUUGUUGGAGAUCAAUCUUCUGGCAAGUCAAGUGUCCUUGAAUCUUUAGCUGGCAUCAGCUUGCCACGUGGACAAGGUAUCUGUACUAGGGUACCCUUGGUAAUGAGGCUCCAAAACCAUCCACUUCCACAGCCAGAGCUUGUAUUGGAGUAUAAUGGCAACCAUGUUGCAACUGAUGAGGAAAAUGUCUCUGAUGCAAUCAACAACGCUACUGAAGAGCUUGCUGGAACUGCCAAAGGGAUUUCAAACAACCCUUUAACUUUGAUUGUGAAGAAGAAUGGUGUUCCUGAUUUGACUAUGGUUGAUCUUCCAGGUAUUACUCGUGUUCCUGUUCACGGACAACCAGAUAAUAUCUAUGACCAGAUUAAGGAUAUCAUUAUGGAGUAUAUAACUCCAGAAGAGAGCAUUAUCUUGAAUGUUCUUUCUGCUAGUGUUGAUUUUACCACCUGUGAGUCCAUUAGAAUGUCACAAUCUGUUGAUAAAACUGGUUUGAGGACUUUAGCUGUUGUCACAAAAGCUGAUAAAUCUCCUGAAGGUUUGUUGGAGAAGGUGACUGCUGAUGAUGUUAACAUAGGUCUUGGUUAUGUUUGCGUUAGGAAUCGAAUUGGAGAGGAGACUUAUGAAGAAGCCAGAAAUGAAGAACAAAAUCUGUUUGAGUUUCACUCACUUCUUUCUAAGAUUGACAAAUCCAUUGUUGGUAUUCCUGUCUUGGCUCAGAAGCUUGUUCAUGUACAAGCUAUGAGUAUAUCCAAAACUUUACCCGAAAUCAUUAAAAAAAUUAAUGAAAAGCUUGCUAAUAGCUUACAUGAGUUGGAGAUUUUGCCUGCUAAUUUGUCUUCUUUGGCUGAUGCAAUGUCUGCAUUUCUCCAAAUUAUUUCUUUCUCUAGAGAUUCUCUGAGAAAGAUUCUUUUGAUAGGAGAAUUUGAAGAAUACCCUGAAGAAAAGCAAAUGCAUUGCACGGCUCGUUUAGUGGAUAUGCUGAAUUCCUAUGCUAGUGAACUUAACAACUGUGCUGAGAGCAACGCAACCAAGGAUUUCCUUAUGGAGGAGAUCAAUGUUCUUGAGGAAGCAAAGUUUAUUGGUCUUCCAAAUUUCAUGCCAAGAACUGCUUUUCAGACACUGCUUCAAAGAAAGGUUAGAGGCAUUUCUCAUAUGCCAAUUGAUUUUGUUGACAGUGUGUGGGACUAUCUGCAAAAUGUUGUAACUACAGUGUUGAAUCGGCACUCUGCAAACUAUUAUCAACUUCAGGUUUCGAUUAGGAGAGCUGCGGAGCAUCUUAUUGCUAAGAAGAAGAAGAAUUGCAUUCAACAUGUGCUGCAAGCUGUUGAAAUGGAGAAGCUGACAGAUUACACCUGUAAUCCUGAGUACUUGGAGGAGUAUAACAAAAUCGUGUCUCAUCGAGUAGCGUUUUUGAAUGAAGUUUCAAGUGUUAAUCUAUAUACAAGUACUGUGAACCUUGAAGGGUACGGUCCGAUUGAAGUUGCUCAGUUGAAGUACUAUCCCCACCAAGUGUUAACUCAAGCAUAUGAUUUGAAGGCCAGAUUGAUUGCUUAUUGGAAGAUUGUUCUAAGGAGGCUUGUUGAUGUUAUUGCUUUACAUUUGAUGUUAAGCAUCAAUGAACUUGUAAAUGUUGAUUUUCAGAAGGAGCUAUGCAAUGGAUUGUUAUCUUCAGCUGGUGGUGGGGUUGAGAGGCUUCUUGAAGAGUCUCCUUCGAUAUCUGGGAAGAGAGAAAAACUAAGCAGGAGUGUGAAAGUCCUGAAGGAAAGCAAGGAAAUGGUUGCUAACAUUAUCGACCGGAUUGGUGUCUAUGGCGAUAACUAGUAGCAUUGCUCAGUGUUUCCUAACAAUUGUAGUCUUAAUUCUGUCAUUGUUUUUUGUUUGUUUGGAUCUAUCAUGCAAGUGUGGCCUUUGUCCUGUCUUUAUGUUUAUCUGUUGGAAGUUUUAUUAGUAUUAAGGUCUUAUGUUUUUAGUUUGUUCAACUUUAUCUUGUCUUGUUGCUUCUUGUGGUCAAAUUAAGUUGAAUUACCUUAAUGUAUGGUUUUAUUGUUGUUA